Python bivittatus (Burmese python) is the source of this 4499-nucleotide messenger RNA. Lineage: Eukaryota; Metazoa; Chordata; Lepidosauria; Squamata; Pythonidae. The record is from RefSeq and is a predicted model, not a curated record.
CACCGGCAACUCCUGAAGGACAGCUUCAUGGUGGAGCUGGUGGAGGGAUCUCGAAAGCUGCGUCAUGUCUUUCUCUUCACGGAUCUGUUCCUCUGCGCCAAACUCAAGAAACAGAUUGGAGGGAAGAGCCAACAGUAUGACUGCAAAUGGUACAUACCCCUCUCAGAUCUCAGUUUCCAGAUGGUGGAUGACUCAGAGACAAUGCCAAACAUCUCUCUUGUGCCAGACGAGGAGCUAGAUGCCAUGAAGAUCAAGAUUUCCCAACUCAAGAGUGACAUCCAACGUGAAAAAAGAGCUAAUAAAGGCAGCAAGAACUUGGAGAGGUUGAAGAAGAAGCUGUCUGAACAGGAAUCCCUGCUUCUCCUGAUGUCUCCUAAUAUGGCUUUCCGAGUGCAUAAUCGCCAUGGCAAAAGCUACACUUUUCUCAUCUCCUCGGACUACGAACGGGCAGAAUGGCGAGAGAUCAUCCGGGAGCAGCAGAAGAAAUGCUUCAAAAGCUUUUCACUGACGUCGGUGGAACUCCAGAUGCUGACAAAUUCUUGUGUGAAGCUUCAGACUGUACAUCACAUUCCCCUCACCAUUAAUAAAGAAGAUGAUGAACCCUCCGGCCUCUAUGGAUUCCUGAACGUCAUUGUCCAUUCUGCCACCGGCUUCAAGCAGAGCUCAAGCUUGUACUGCACCCUAGAAGUGGACUCCUUUGGGUACUUUGUGAACAAGGCCAAAACGAGGGUUUACAGAGACACCGCAGAGCCCAACUGGAACGAGGAGUUUGAGAUAGAACUGGAGGGCUCCCAGACCCUGCGGAUCCUGUGCUACGAGAAAUGCUACCACAAAACCAAGCUCACCAAAGAGGACGGAGAGACCAUGGACCGCAUUAUGGGCAAAGGCCAGAUCCAGCUGGAUCCACAAGCCUUGCAAGAUAAAGACUGGCAACGCACCGUCAUCCUGAUGAAUGGGGUCGAAGUGAAGCUCUCCGUGAAGUUCACAAGCAGAGAGUUCAGUCUAAAGAGGAUGCCUUCUCGAAAACAAACGGGAGUAUUUGGAGUAAAGAUUGGUGUUGUCACCAAGAGAGAGCGAUCCAAGGUGCCUUACAUUGUGCGCCAGUGUGUGGAGGAGAUUGAACGUCGUGGCAUGGAAGAGGUGGGCAUUUACCGGGUCUCUGGAGUUGCCACUGAUAUCCAGGCUUUGAAAGCUGCUUUUGAUGUCAAUAACAAAGAUGUCUCCAUCAUGAUGAGCGAGAUGGAUGUGAAUGCUAUUGCGGGAACACUAAAGCUCUACUUCAGGGAGCUGCCAGAGCCUCUCUUCACAGAUGAACUCUACCCCAACUUUGCUGAAGGCAUUGCACUUUCAGACCCAGUUGCAAAAGAAAGCUGUAUGCUGAACUUGCUGCUUUCUCUUCCGGAACCCAACCUUGUCACAUUCCUUUUCCUCCUGGAUCAUUUGAAAAGAGUUGCUGAAAAGGAGAACAUCAACAAGAUGUCACUUCACAACCUGGCAACUGUUUUUGGACCAACACUACUCAGACCGUCAGAAAAGGACAGCAAAAUUCCUGCAAAUCCAAUGCAACCCAUAGCCAUGACUGACAGCUGGUCACUAGAAGUCAUGUCCCAGGUUCAGGUUCUCCUCUAUUUCCUGCAACUAGAGACUAUUCCCACCCCGGACAGCAAGAGGCAGAGCAUCCUGUUCUCCACUGAAGUGUAGAAGCCAGCCCAGCCAGGGAAGAAGGCUUGUGGUGUUUGCUCUUGGAACUGCUCCAUCCGUCCUUCCAACGUUCCUGCCUUUCUUUGUCCACCAAGAGGAGACAAAGCAUCCCCCCCCCCGCCGUCUGGGAAGCAACAGGCGGAAGAUUACUUUCUUCGGAAGAUUCCCUUCAUCGGAUUAGGAAACGAACUGGGCGGAGCAACAGCACUGUGAGUUUCCACUAGCAGAGGAGAACGAAAACGAUGGGCGACGGAACUGCAUUAGGAAGGAAUGUGCCAGAAGGAAUUCCUGUGGGGAUUUUUGUAAUGGAAUUAAUGUUACGUUUGGGAAGUUUUGAGAGUCCUUGCUACUUGGACUACUUCGAAGAGCAGAAGGAUACUGCUUUUAUGGCCACUGUUUUGGUUUCUAAUGGCAUACUACAAGGAUGUUCACCCAUAAUAGCCACUACUUGCAAAUUUAAACCUUGAUUUAAGCAAGUUUCUUUUUAAUAAAUAAAUUAAUUAGAAGCUUCAUGCACAGUCAGAACUUAAAAAAAAAAAAAAAGCUUUUUCUUGCCUUUUAUUCUUUGACUCUCUUUUGGUGGAAGUUUUUACCGAAGACACAUCAUCUAAUAACUUAGAGAAUAAAGGCUGGAGACUGGAAGAGAAUGAGAUGAUGACCAGCUCCUAACUUAUCCUCCUUUUUCUGUGGACCAAAAAAUGAUGGAAGGUGUGGAGAAGUUGCUAAAUUCUUCAGGCAUUCUAAGUAUUAGAGAAGAUAAGCUGCAAAAUCACGCCCUUUCAGAUGCAAAGAUUUCGUCCCUAGUUUUCUACCCAAUCACAGCAUAAGGACUACAACCUAUUUAUACAAUGGUUUCUGAGCAAUUGGGCAAAAGCCAAUUGUCUCACGUAACUUUUCUUAGCUCAGCUGGUGGGGGCUGGGAGGGCAGGAGGGCCCCUGGGUUUUUAGGUUCUUUGUUGAGACUUUGGAAAGACUUUGCUUACGGAAAAUAUUUUUUUCACUGCCACUCUGUUUUUGCUGGGAAAGAGAAAUGUUUUGAUAAGAUGUUUUAAUAACUUGUACAAUGAUGAUUGAUGAGGGAGCAUUUUAUAUUUUUCAGAAAUUCCAACAAUUUGAUUUAAGAUUGAAUAGGCAUCAUUCAUGAAUUGUAAUACUGGAAAAGAAUUAAUAUUGGCAAUCAGAAACAGGAAUUCAAUACAGAAGCCUAGCAUAGGAAGGUAUCUCUUUUUAUAUUAUAUAUGGACAGGAACAAUAUCCUUAUCAGUACCCACACAAUCAUGCAGUAUAAUUUUUGUCUUGUUAAUUCAAUGCCACUUUUACCAAGAUGAUCAGAAGUGACUUAGAAGACUAAGACUCCCAACUCUGACUUAAGGGUGAGAGACCAAGAAAUGCUGGUUUUGUUCAGAGAGUGUUUAUGAAUAGGGAAUGAGAAGCUUUCCCCACGGUUUCCCAGACUUCGGGCAAGUAACAGAUUUCUGCUUAUUAAAGGGGGCUAAAAAGCCAUACAGAACCAUGAGCCUCCACAGCUGCUCUGAUCCUUGAGUUGUACAAUGUCAGCUAUUUUAACAUUGGGAAAUAGCCCAUCAUGGGAGUGGCCAGAGUGUGGUGUCUGACUAUCUCAGUGUCUUUCAUACCAGGAAAUAUUUAAAUAGGAGUUCCAUAUUGUUUCUUUCUCCCAGAGUUCUAGAAGUUAAAACUCUGUUCUGUCGUCCUAGUUUAGAUGGUAACGUAUUUCACUUUACAAAGGUGAGAUAUAUAAACCUUGUGCUGCCACACACGUAUGUUCCUUCCUCCUCUUGUUAAAAUGGUGGAAUUUUUCUCCCAACUGUCUACCAAGGGAAAGGGGCUUUCAGACAAGCUCAUGGAGGAUAAGGCUGUCCAUGGCUGGGAAUCAUCUCCAGGGUCCAAAAGCAGUGUCUCUCUUCAUGUCAGUUGCAGGAGGAAGGUUCCUCUACAGAAGGUUCUUCUGAUGCGCUGCAGCUGAAGGGUGCCUCAAUGAAUUGAGAGUUCCCACAGUUCCUAGCUUGCUUUAAAGAUGGGAAUCAUUUUUGUAGGAUAUAGCAGAAAACAGAGGUUGUUUCUGACACCUUGAGAAGGGCAAAGCAGCCCAUGUACGUAAACAAGGUCCAUCUUGGCUUAUUAAGCCACAUGUGAUUUCUGAAACCACCUGUACUAGUCUUUUUAAGAAUAAUCCUACCACACUGCAAAUCCUGGAUUUCCCCUUUUGUGGCUGUUGAACUUUGGAAUGGACACCCAGGUUGUGAAGACAGAAAGUAUUUAGAUACUGGGUUUAUUCAGCAGAACUGAAUGUCCCAUGGCUGUCAUUUUGCAGAGAAAAGGAGGAAGCAUUGUUCAUCUUGUUGAAAUGAUUCAAGGCCACAUGUUGGCCUAAGAGUCUCCUACACCUUGUCAGCAGUAUCAUCCUUUUCUGCUCAGUCUUGGGUCUUGCUCAAGCUUAGACAUCAGAUGUUUACCCACAGAACAAGGAGGAGUCCUUAUCAUAAGUUGUCCUGACAAAUUUCCUAGCGUCCCAGCACAGUAUUUGGACUAAAAUGGAAGGAAUAGAUACCUUUCCCUCUGUUCUAAAUCCUUAAAUAAGUAUUGUAGGCUCGCCAAUCCUUCUUAUAGGUCUAGUAGUAUCUUAUUAACAGCUGGCACAAUGGGGUGGUAGAGAUUGGGGGUGUUAAUAAAGCUCAUUUGAGUCACUAAAAUCAUAAGAGGUUUAAGGAAGGCUACAGUGUUGUUUUGUGAACUUGAGGCAUGUCUUGAAAAUUAAAGUUUUUAAGGGCUUUUAUUUA